Molecule: messenger RNA, 1376 nt
Organism: Xiphophorus maculatus (southern platyfish)
Lineage: Eukaryota; Metazoa; Chordata; Actinopteri; Cyprinodontiformes; Poeciliidae
Exons: 6
Coding region: 31-981 (316 amino acids)
Source: RefSeq, a predicted model, not a curated record
UUCCGGAUGUUACAGAGUUGACACAAAGCCAUGGCAGUGGUAGUUCUACUUUUUCUUAUCUCCUUGCUGGAUUCAGCUGAAGGUGCUGAAAAUCGGUUUGUGAAGUCUGGAUCGAACCUUCUAUUGGAAGCAAAGACAACUGACUUAGGAGAAAAUGAGUUUAUUUGGAAGUUUAACACCACUGACAAUCUUGUAAAAUUCAAAUCUGGUGGGCAGCCUGCCAUCUUCUAUGUAGAAAGAACAGUUUUUUCUAAAGAAAACUACUCUUUGCUAUUGAGAAAUAUGCAACACAGUGACACUGGAAACUAUAAGGAAAUAAUAAGUGGAUUAAAAGACAAAAUUGUAGCUGAAUACACAGUCAUUGUCCAAGAUCCAGUGUCUCCAGUGAAUUUAACAGUGACCCCCAGUGACCCCAGCUACUGUAACUUCACUGCAACAUGUAGAAUAAAGGAUUCUCAAAUUAGUGGAUCUUUUCAAUGUGAAAAUAAAACCUGCCGUUUAGUGGACCAAACACACCUGAAGGUCUCAUCUCUGAAUGUGUUUGUAAAGGAAAGCUCCAUCAUCUGUAACCAUAGCAACCAAGUGAGCUGGGAAAAGGAUGUAAAGAAUGUUUCAUCUCUCUGUGAAAAUCCACCAGUCCUCAACACAGCCGCCAUAGUUGGGAUAACAUUUGGAGCAUUACUGCUGGUAGUGGUAUCUAUUAUGUGCUCUGUGCUCAUAAUAAUGUGUAAAAGAAAGAGGAGCGCAAAUACAGUGUAUGAAGUUCCUCAGGAAAUUUCACAGAAUAACCAAUAUGCAAAUCCUGCUGAAAUUACUGAAUCUCCUUCUCCAACAUCAACGUAUGCCCUGGUGCAGCUUCAUAGUCGUCCUGUGCAAAUCAAUGUCACCAGUACCUCCACAAACCCGCAGCCUGAAACAAUUUAUGCUCAAGUUGACAGAGUUGCCAAGUCCAACUCAAAACCUGCUGCAGCCAACAGAUGACAAAAAAUAAAAUCAAAAUGGAAAAUGUAUAUAACUGUGUUUUAACUGUGCCAAAAAUGAUCAUGAACUGCCACUGUGAACCAGCUUUUAAAUGUUUUUAUAGAUUUAAUUUUACUUCUAUUUACUGGUGGAACAGUAAAAUGUGGGAAAUUCUUCAAUCCUUCACAAACUUAAAGGUAAAGAUUUUAGAGCUAAGAGAUUUACAGUUAUUAUCAUGACGAAUAUCAGUAAAAAAUCUGGUCUAUUUUGUUAUCAUAUCAAAAUAUUGUUAACUCCAAAAUGCGCUGUCUUGAACUUUUAAUAUUUUAUUUUUCUGUUUGUGAAAUUCAAGUGUUGAAACAAGUGACACUUGUUUUUUUUGCACAUUUUUGUAUUCUAAACUUGUUGCUGCUAAA